AUGGGCUUCUUUGGACGAGCCCGCGAGUCGGUGUCCAAUGAUCACACUCUCCUGCGAGCUAAAAGGGAUGGUGCCAGAGUUGCUCGCGCACUCCCUUCAGCAACCGGCAACUAUCUCCUCGAGAAGGUCCCGGUGAUUCACUGGCUGCCCAAGUAUAACCCACGAUGGCUGCUCAACGACACGCUCGCUGGCAUCACAGUCGGAGUAUUGCUCAUUCCUCAGGGGCUGGCAUACGCGAAGAUUGCCACUAUUCCAGGAGAAUAUGGCCUCAUGUCAUGCUGGCUUCCGAACUUCCUAUACUUCAUCAUGGGAACGUCCAAGGACUUGUCCACUGGACCCACCUCGCUUUUGGGUCUGCUCACAGCGGAAAUCAUCCGCGACGUUGGGAGUGAGGGCUUCACUCCUCAGGCCAUCUCUUCCGCUGUCGCCAUGUCAGUAGGCAUCUACGCCCUUAUCAUCGGCCUGUUGAAACUUGGAUUCCUCCUCGAGUUCGUCUCGAUUCCAGUGCUCAAUGGAUUCAUCUCGGCCGUUGGUAUUGUCAUCAUGCUUGGUCAGAUCCCCUCACUCUUUGGCGUCAAAGUGGGCACCGGCACUGCAACCAUUAUCCAUGACCUUUUCUCCCAGAUACCUGACUUCAAGGGCCCCACGGUUGGCGUCGGGCUUGGAGGAAUCGUCUUGCUUGUGGCUAUGCAGAAAAUGGGCCAGAGGUGGGGUAAGAAGAGCAAGAUUAUCUGGCUCGUGGCCCUUGCUCGAAGUGCGAUCGUUCUGGUGCUCUUCACUGGUAUCUCUUAUGGGGUCAACAAGAACAUUGAUCUUGAGAAUGACGACCCGGUCUGGGAACUCAGCAAAGUCAAGUCAAACGGCAUCGCCACGCCUAUGAUGCCUCCGCCCAGCCUCGUCUCCAAAGUGUUCCCUCGCGCCAUCGCACCGUUUCUUGCCGGUGCUAUUGAACACUUGGCCAUCGCCAAAGGCUUUGCUCGCAAAAACGGCUAUGUCAUCGACCCAGCGCAAGAGCUGGUAUACCUCGGAGCGACAAACUUCUUCAACAGCUUCUUCUCCGUCAUGUCGGUCGGCGGCGCCAUGUCCCGCACAGCCGUCAACUCCGACACCGGCGUCAAGAGCCCUGUAUAUGGCCUUGUCGCCGGCGGCGUGGUCGUGCUCUCUAUCUUCUUCCUCAGUCCUGCACUGUUCUGGAUCCCAAAGGCAACGCUGGCGGCUAUCAUCGUCGUGGCUGUUUGGCACGUCGUCUCCCCGCCCAAAGUAUUCUACGCCUACUGGAAGACGUCACUGGUUGACUUCGUCGCCUCCAUGCUCGGCUUUUGGGUCACGCUCUUCGUGUCCACCGAGAUCGGCAUCGCGUCCGCCGUUGGCUUCCAACUCGUCUAUCAAAUUCUUUACACAGCCUUCUCGCGCGUGCGCCGCAUUAACUCGCUCAGCUGGAAGCAGCCUGUCUAUGUCGAUGGCGCUAGCUCCGUGCCUCCGGACGCUCAAGUCUUCAAGCCGCAUCAGUCACUCAUCUUCUUCAACGCCUUCUCCAUCAAAGAGCAAUGCUUCGACAUUGUCCAAACGUACAACUCGGGCACCGUCGUGACGCUGCAGGCUCAGAAGGCAGACCGCAACUGGAGUGUAUCUGGUCAGCGCCGGGUUGCACAGCUGCGCAAGCGGGCCGAGAUCGUGCAGGAGCCGUUCCCGAUCCAGAUCGUCGUUCUGGAUAUGGCAAUGGUGGCUACGAUUGACACGACGGGGCUGGUGGCGCUGAAGGACUUCAAGGUCGACCUGGAGAAGUUCGGCGGGCCGACCACCGAACUCAGGUUUGUCGGCAUCCACGACGGGGUGAGGGAGAAGUUUGAGCGCUUUGGCUGGGACUUGUAUGAUGAGGACCGCGUUAGCCCGGAGGCCAGAAGCAGCAUUAAGGGAAGUCUCGUGUACAGGAGCGUGACGGACGCGGUCAGUGAUCGGAGCGGGGUGCAAGGGCCCGCGGAGAUCAUGGUCGUUGGCAAUGAGAAGGUCUGA
This is a messenger RNA of Trematosphaeria pertusa, 2013 nucleotides long. RefSeq names its product sulfate permease. NCBI's taxonomy places the organism in Eukaryota, Fungi, Ascomycota, Dothideomycetes, Pleosporales, Trematosphaeriaceae. Gene Ontology annotation, molecular function: sulfate transmembrane transporter activity. The coding region runs from base 1 to 2013 and encodes 670 amino acids. The record is from RefSeq and is a predicted model, not a curated record. Gene Ontology annotation, biological process: transmembrane transport. Gene Ontology annotation, cellular component: membrane. The transcript is spliced from 3 exons.